Molecule: messenger RNA, 1565 nt
Organism: Biomphalaria glabrata
Lineage: Eukaryota; Metazoa; Mollusca; Gastropoda; Planorbidae
Product: lupus La protein homolog
Exons: 12
Coding region: 33-1226 (397 amino acids)
Biological process (GO): positive regulation of translation; RNA processing
Cellular component (GO): ribonucleoprotein complex; cytoplasmic stress granule; cytosol
Molecular function (GO): RNA binding
Source: RefSeq, a predicted model, not a curated record
UAUACAAUUGUUAAGAUUAAACCAACCCAGAAAUGUCUACACAAACUUCCAACGGAGAAGAUGAGCAAAUCAAGAAGAUCAAUGAAAAAGUAGUGAAACAGAUUGAGUACUAUUUUGGGGAUAUGAACCUCAUGAGAGAUAAAUUUCUGAAAGAGAAGAUUCAAGAAGAUGAUGGAUGGGUAACCAUUGAAACAAUGUUGAAGUUCAACAGACUCAAACAGAUCACUGAUGACUCUAAAGUCAUUUGUGAGGCUUUGAAAAGUUCUAGCGAACUUGUGGAGGUCAGUGAAAAUGGAGACAAAAUACGCAGAAGAUCAGACAAGCCACUGCCAGGUGACACACAGGAGCGCCGAGAUGAGAUCAAUAACAGAUCAAUUUAUGCUAAAGGAUUUCCACUGGACGCUAAACUGGAUGAUUUAAUGAGCUUCUUUGAAACAUACGGACCAACUGAAAAUGUGUUUAUGAAGAAAGAGUUUCAUAAGAAGACAUUUAAAGGCUCAGUGUUUGUUGUGUUCAAAAAUAAGGAAGAUGCAGCCAAAUUUAUCUCAGAAGAGGAAACCAAAUAUCAAGACUCAGUGUUAGAGGUCAAAAAGUUCAAAGCUGAUUAUUUUAAAGACAAACAAGCCGCCAGAAAAUCAAAGGGAAAUAAGAAAGAGGAUAAAAGUAAACCACAAGAAGCUGAAAAGAACACAGAGGAAGAAGAAUCUGAGAAAGCCAGACAACAAAUGACCAGGAAUGCUGUUCUCUUCUUGAAAGGGAUGGAUCCAGAAACCAGUAGAGAAGAGAUCAAAACUUUUUUUGCGCCACAUGGUGAUGUGGGUUGGGUUGAUUUCGACAAAGGCAGCACAGAAGGUUAUUUACGGUUGAAAGAAGCCAACAGUGCAGAACCAACAUUGGAGAAGGCCAGGAAAGCAGGGGAUGGCAAGAUAGUUAUUCAUGACAAAGAAUUAGAAGUCAGGGUUGUUGAAGGUGAUGAGGAGCUAGAAUACUGGAAAAAAAUGUUUAGGGAAAUAGCUGAAAGACAUGACAAAAAAAAGAAAGGUGGCAGAGGUGGACCUGGUCGGGGUGGAAAGAACCAGAGAGGUGGAAAGAGAGGCAGGGGUGGAUACCAGGGAAAACGAAGACAAAACAGAAGGAGAGAUGAUGGUGAUGGAGACAGUGGGGCAGAAGAUAAUGAUGAUGAUGAUGAACCAAAGUGCAAGACAGUUAAAACAGAUUCUGAUUGAUGACCAGCCAUUGAUGACACAUAUGUUGUUAGAUUCUCUUGUUGGCCAUGGUGUGUGUGUGUGUGUGGUGUAUGUCAAUGUGUGUUUGAUUUGAUGACCAAAGUGUGUAAAUGAAACGAUUGAAGUGGAAUGGUUUCACUAUUUGAUCUGUUGAUGUACAUUAUUUUAUCUGAGUUUCACUUUUUAAAAGUGUUGGUUAUUGUAAUUCUGUCACUUACUUGAUGUCAGUGUAUACACAUUACUGUUUGCUUCAGUUCUGAUUACAUUAGAAUGUCAUUUUUAAUUUCAUUUUACCUACACAAUGUUUUACAAAAGUAAAGUUGGCUUCUCCAUUUUCAA